Blepharisma stoltei is the source of this 2936-nucleotide messenger RNA. Lineage: Eukaryota; Ciliophora; Heterotrichea; Heterotrichida; Blepharismidae. The record is from the annotation of a GenBank genome assembly.
AUGAAAAAUUUAAGCACCGAUUCUGGCUUUGAAAAUGAGUCUUCUGAAUAUACUUCUGAUAUAUUUCCUUCUAAUAUAUCACCGGCUCAUAGAGAAAUUCCUGAAUUAAAAGAAGAUCGACUGCCUGAUUUUAUUCCUCUGGCAAAAUCAGGGCAUAGCUUGGAAGCAGACAUGCUGUUUGGGUAAUUUAUAAUUAGCUGGCGACCUAUAUUUAUUUAUAAUAAAUAGGAAAGCCUAUUAUUAUAGUUAUUUUUAUAUAUAAAAAAAAAUACAAUAAAGACUUAUUAAUAGAGAUGAUUUUAUUCAUUAUAAAUUUUUUACCUCGAUAUUGCAGAAUGGCCCAGUGCCUCUGUCUUUUACAUUAGACCGAAUUUCCACACAAAAUGCAAUUUUCUAUGGGUUUCGUCCUACGGAUUCUCUUGAGCUUCACGAAUGUUACUCAAGCCCAGAAACCUACAAAUUUACUAUAAACCCAACCUUAAGACAUGCCUGAAAUACUAUCAAAAAGCUCGAGCCAAACAAAAAAGUCCAGCCUUUCAAAGGAAUGAAAACAGGGCUGAAUAUUCUUUUUUCCUUAAUUUAAGCCUUAUUUUUUAUAUAAAACUCCCAUAACUUUUUCAUUAUAAAAGAAUAUAAAUGAAUUGAUUUUUUCCUCAUGCUUUGAGAGUGGAAAUCUCGAUAAAGUCGUAAAAGUAAAAGAAAACGAAUACGAUUUGUAUAUAAGGACAGAUUCGAAUUCAUAUGGUCAUAAUUGAUGAUAUUAUUUUAAAGUAGAAAAUAAAUGAAACGAUCGGGAAGUUAAAUUCAACAUCGUAAAUUUUUCGAAAAGGAGCAGCUUAUAUAACCAAGGGAAUUUACCUUGCAUUUUUGAUAUAAAUAAUCCUGCAAAAGGGUGAUUUAAAGGUGGCAAUAAAGUAAGCUAUACUUCUAGUAAAGCUAAUAAGCCAAACCAAAGACGAAUUUAUUAUUGUUUAUCUUUUUCUUAUCAAUUUAAAGAAAAUGAUGCUUUUUAUUUUGCAUAUUCCGUGCCAUACAGGUAUUCAAAAUUAUGCAAUUUUGUAAAAGAGCUGGAAAAAUCGAAUUUUGUGAAAAAUGAAGUUUUGUGCAAAAGCUUAAGUGGGGUUGACGUACCGAUUUUGACAAUAACUGAUUUUAUGGCGGCAAACCAAAAAGAGAUUGCUUUUCUUACUGCAAGAGUCCACCCAGGAGAAACUCAUGGGUCAUGAGUAAUGGAAGGGCUGCUAAAAUUUCUUAUCAGUGACCAUCAUGAAGCAAAAAGAUUGAGGAAAAAAAUAAUUUUUAAAAUAGUGCCUAUGCUAAAUCCUGAUGGAGUUAUAUUAGGAAAUGGAAGAUGCUCCUUAACAGGCGAAGACCUAAAUAGACGAUUUCACAGUCCUGACCCAAGGCUGCACCCAAUUAUAUACAGUUUAAAAAAUGCUAUAAAAAAGGAAAAAAUUUCUUUUUAUUUCGAUUUUCAUGCGCAUUCGACCAAAAAAGGAAUGUUUAUGUACGGCCCUCAUUACCCGCUUCAUUCAGAUAAAUAUAUCAGCAUUAAAGUACUCCCAAAGCUUUUUAGCGAAAAAACAGAAAUGUUUAGGUAUUUUUCGUGUAAGUUUCAAAAUGACUGGUCAAAAAGAUCCGCCUACUUCCGGGAUAGAAUGAUCAAGCCCCAUGACCGGAAGGAGCUGAGUGGUAGCCUGUGGCACUUAGGUGCACACUGGGAGCAGGGCAAGGAAAGCAAGCAAGGCGUCCAAAAGGCGGAAGAAAAGGGACCCUUCGGUCCUGGCCGGGAGCUACUUUAUAAAUUUAACUAACUAAGACUGGUCAAAAAGAAAAUCUGCGAGGCUUGCUAUAUGGAAAGAAUUGAAAUUGCCGUUUGUGUAUACAAUUGAGACGUCAUCUUAUGGAUAUUUAGACAAUGAAAGAAAUACUGUUCCAUUUAAUGAAGAACUUUUAAAUACUUUAGGAAGGAAUUUUUGUGAAGCGCUGCUUGAGUAUAUAAUUAUUCGGAAUAGAUUUAUAAAAGAAAAAGAAACUAAAUUCCUAAAUAAUUAAAUUUAAGGUAAAAUUGUAUAAAAAAAUAUUAAUAAAAAUGCAAUUUUAUUAUAAAAAAGAUUAAGAAAACUGAAAGAUUAAAAAAGAAAAAAUUUGGCAAAAAAGACUACUCAGCGAAAGAAGGAUUUAAUGCAAGAUCAUUAUUAGAAAUCAUGAAUUGUAUAAAAGAAGAAAACAUACAAGAAGAUAGUGAUUCAGAACCUUCAGAAAGCGAAGAUGAAGAAUUUGACCCAGAAUACGAAGAGCAGCAACAAAAAAUUAACCAAAAAAUUUUAAAAGUUUUAGAUAAAGCCAAAAAUCUUAUGGGUUUCGGCAAAAAAGAGUCUUGCUCAGCACUAAGAUCAAGCAAAAAAGACGAUAUUUUUGAAAUCAGAGAAUCCAAAGAGAAACUCCCAAAAAGCAUUACAAAAAUCAUCAAAUCAAGCUUAAAAUUGAAAAAGCUUAAAAAAAGUGAUGGGACUCCUCACAAAUACCUAUUAAAUGACAGAUUUUUUAAGCCAAGACCAAGCACAAGCGUAAAACCGCGGCUAAAAAUCCAUGAAAUUCGUAAAAAGCAGAUAAAUGAUAUUCAGUCGAUAAAACCCAAUGUAGUUGACGUCAGUUUUAAAAGAAGAAAAUUCCUUGAUAAAUUCCCUAAUCAAAGAUAUAAGCAUAUUGGGACAGAAAAAAAUUCAGAGUCACCUUUCUUAAAAUAUGGCGAUUUUAAUGAAAUUGAGCAAAAUGAUGGGGAAAAAAAUAGAGCUGGAAGCGUUGAAAAUAUUUCGUACAAGCACAUGUUUUCCCGGUAUAAGCUUGAUUUCGGGUGUGAGUCUCCUACCAAUAUUGAGACUGUGCUUAAGAGUGAAAAAAGAUUAGCGAGGAAGUAUUUAGAUGAUUUUUAA